UCUUGUUUAUAUACAUACUAGAUAUACACAUAUACAUACAAAUUAUACAAAUGGUAUCUUCACUAUCUGAGUAUGUAAAAGGAAAAGCUGGUAAUAAGCUGGAUAACGAAGAUCAAGGGGACAAAGAAGAAGAAAUGUUCUCUACUUCAUAUUGGUUUGGAGAUAAAAAUGUGGAACAGGUUCAAGAGGAUCCUUGGCUUCCAAGCAUGAGCAAAACUCAAAGAAUUGUUGGCUUUUUUUUGUGUCUACUUCUUGGACUGUUUUGUUUUGUGGUGGCUGGCCUGUGUGCACCCUUACUUGUUUUAAAGGCAAGAAAAUUUGUGAUUUUGUAUACAAUGGGAAGUAUAUUCACCAUAGGCAGUUUUGCACUGCUUUGGGGACCUUAUAAUCAUCUUAAACAUAUUUUUUCGUACCAACGGUUACCAUUUACGCUAGCUUAUUUUGGAUCACUGUCAGCUACUUUAUAUUGUGCUAUGGUGGUAAAAAGCACGCCAAUCACAUUGAUAUUUGCAACUUUACAAAUGGUAGCGUUAGCUUGGUAUAUAUGCAGUUACAUUCCUGGUGGUACGACAGGCUUGAAGUUCUUCUCAAAGUUAUUCGCGUCUGCAUGUAGCAAAACUGUGUCGAAAGCUUUACCCAUCUGAUCACAUUGCUUUUCUUGAUCCAACUAUUGAUUGAUGGAAGCUGUUUUCUGAUUGAUGGAGAGCUAUAUCGUAAUUGGUGGGAAGAUCAGCUUCGAUCGUUUUACUUGGCAUAACAUCGAGGCAAACGGAUGUAAAAAAGGGGAUGAUACUGUAGUGGCGCCCAAGCCAUUGUUGUUUGGAUAAGCAUAGGCAUGGCUAGAUAGCUAGAUAGCCAGAUGGACAGGUAUUCAACCCUGACCUAUAUAUAACGUAUUUGAAAUUUAUAUAUGCUAUUUUAAUUUACUUUAAUUGUACAUUGGUAUUCCAAUUAAUUUAUACUAAUCUGCAGGGUGAAUUUUUUUUGAUGCAGUUCAGGCAUACAUUGAUCAACAUAAAGCAGUUCAGGCAUACAUUGAUCAACUUAGGCAUAUGUUUCGUUAGACAGACGCUCAUUAUUAGUGUUUUUGUACUUCCUGGUUCCGUAUUUGAGUAAAAAUUUGAGUAAAAAUGCUAGUAACAUUUACUAGCUCCAUUUUUUUACAUAAUUAGGAAGAAUAUUGUAUUUUAUACUAUAUAAAAUAUAUUUUUCAGUUUA
Molecule: messenger RNA, 1218 nt
Organism: Hydractinia symbiolongicarpus
Lineage: Eukaryota; Metazoa; Cnidaria; Hydrozoa; Anthoathecata; Hydractiniidae
Exons: 6
Coding region: 51-644 (197 amino acids)
Biological process (GO): vesicle-mediated transport
Cellular component (GO): membrane
Source: RefSeq, a predicted model, not a curated record